Molecule: messenger RNA, 2099 nt
Organism: Copidosoma floridanum
Lineage: Eukaryota; Metazoa; Arthropoda; Insecta; Hymenoptera; Encyrtidae
Gene: MFS3
Product: major facilitator superfamily transporter 3
Biological process (GO): transmembrane transport; monoatomic anion transport
Cellular component (GO): membrane
Molecular function (GO): transmembrane transporter activity
Source: RefSeq, a predicted model, not a curated record
CUACAUAAGGGGGGUCCGACCGAACCCACCCCCGUAAACAUAUAUUUAUACAAUACACGUAUCGCACGUGUUUGACUAUUUUUCUUUGUUGUUGUUGUUGUUUUUCAUUUUCAACCGGUUUCCCACCCAGUCGAAUUUAUACCGAUUAUACAUACACUGGGUUCGUUUAUCACGGAAAAAAGAGUGCGUCCCGUAUACAGCUGUGGGCGCUCCGACAAGUUGGGGGGGGAGGGGUGCUUCGCGCGCGAGAAGAGGCGGCGGUGAGAGUGCGUGUCUAUCCAUCUCCUCUCGAAAAGCGCGAGGAGAGAGAGAGAGAGGGUAUAGUAAAUGAGUCACGGCGCCGCUGCUUCCUCCGUCGCGUACACCACCGCCGGCGAGCGUUUUCGGCCAGUCGGUCUUUGUACGCCCGGUGGUUCGGGACAAGCCCGGUGUUGCUCUCAUCAUUGAAAGUGUGAUCUUUUUUUCUUUGGUGCUCGCUUUUGGGGGGGUAAUGCACAAGCUCCGAGGUGAUUGAAACAACGACAAUUGUCGGCGGAACUUUUGCUUUCAUCAUGGUCAAUAACACCGAGGAAGGGAGCCGAGGAGGAGGACUGUCGGCCCGUUACUACAUGGCGAUGAUGGGCUCCGUCGGAUUGGCCAUUAUUUACGGCUUCAAAGUCAACCUGAGCAUAGCCAUAGUCGCGAUGGUCAACAGCACUGCCGUCAGAGAAAUGAACCUCAACAAGACUAUCCUCUCGCACAACGCCACCGUCAAGGUGCACAACCUGACGCGGAAUCCGAGCAGCGGUCUGGCGAGCGUGAGUUUGUCGGAUCCGAGGCAGCAGCAGCAGCAGCAGCGGGAAGAUGGGCCAUUCGUGUGGGACGAUAAUGAGGUGGGCCUGAUACUCAGCAUGUACUUUUGGGGCUACAUCGUGUCGCUGAUGCCCGGAGGGAUGAUGGCAGAGUACGUGUCCGCCAAGUGGGUGCUCAACGUCUCGGUUUUCCUCAACGUCGUUGCCUCGUUGCUUAUGCCCAUUGCCGCCGAGAUACAUUACGCCGCUUUCCUCGUCAUGAGGGUCAUCCAGGGCAUUGGUGGGGGUAUCAGUUUUCCCGCAGUUCACGUCAUGGUGGCCAAGUGGGCGCCGCCGAACGAGCGUAGCGUUCUCGCCUCCAUCGCAUACGCCGGAACUGCGAUCGGCACUGUCAUAUUUCUACUGGGCUCAGGUAUAAUCGCCAAGAAUCUCGGCUGGCAGUGGGUCUUCUACAUCGAGGGCUCGGUUUGCAUGCUGUGGUGCUUGGUGUGGACCUUCACGAUAAAGGACACGCCCGAGCAGCAAACGUUCCUCAUCACGAGCGAGGAGAGGGAGUACAUCAUGACUUCGAUCGGAACGACCAAGACGUCGCACAAAAUGAAAUUGUCGACAGUGCCGUGGUUCCAAAUAUUCAAGUCGCCGCCGUUUCUGGCCAUCCUGUUUGCCCACUUUUGCAGCAAUUUCGGCUGGUACAUGUUCCUCAUUGAACUGCCCACGUUCAUGCAGCAGAUACUCGCUUACAAGCUCGAAUCGAACACGUGGCUGUCGGCGUUACCGUUCUUCUUGAUGUGGAUAUUCACGAUGAUUCUCGGCAAACUUCUUGCCCGCAUGCAAGACAAAAACUGGAUCUCCGUAACGGUGUCGAGAAAAAUCGGAACGUUGUUCUCAUCGGCCAUUCCUAUGUUUUGUUUGCUCGGCGUGACGUACACCAGCGACAAGAAUUGGGCCGUCGUGCUGAUGACGAUUGGCAUCAUGUGCAAGGGUGGCAUGUAUUGCGGGUUUUUGGCCAAUCACAUUGACUUGGCGCCCAACUUUGCGGGCACGCUGAUAGCCAUCACAAACACUGUCGCUACAAUACCAGGGAUUCUCGUUCCUCUCAUCGUUGGAAAAUUGACUAGUGACGAUCACUCCAUCGAGUCUUGGAAAGUCAUCUUCUUCAUGACGGUAACUCUGUACGUUGUCGAGAUGUUGAUCUACACGAUGUUUGGUACCGGCGAGGAACAGCCGUGGAACAAAGUCAAGUCCAAAGAUCCCGAACGAACGGAACAAACCGUACCUCUGAAAGAAGCGAGACAUUAAUGUUUAAAA